CCUACGUAGCAUUCUCCCUAAUUCGAACUUGAGACGUAGUGGUAGUACCAAAUGUUGUGUGCGAUCCAUACCUCCAACUACGUUGAUUGGCCUGUCGGAAAUCACCAUAGCAAACAAUCCAACACCUUUCCCAUUAAAAUCUCUCUUAACCAACUUUUUCUCCUCAUCCAUUUCCUUUGGAAAAAAACAGAGAUCGAGCUUCAGCAGCGCUCCCGGAGGAGCAAAAACAAGUCCAGAUCAGUCACACGGACGCAGCUCACUCUCAAACCACACUGACUCGGAGCAUUCACUCACUCACACGGAGCUCCUAAUGCCAAUACUUUGAUACUUAGAAAACGAAACACAGUUGAAUCAAAUAGGACAUCUGCAAAGACGUUAUAGACAGUAAAAACGUCCAGUCAGGUGGUUGUCUGCCAAUCAAACAGGUCCACAAUUUCACAUAGCAGCAGACUCGUUUAUGGCAAAAUGCAAAAAACGACCGUUAUUCUUGGAAGAACAAGGACCAUGUAUAACAAAUUCUACACAACUAACAUCUCGACUGCCAAUAAAGACGCAUACGACCUUGUCUCUUACUAUUUCUCCCUUCUACACUCCUCCGCCAACGCCAGACAUCUUGGUAGUCUCCACACUCGACUGCUUCGAACAGGUCUCUAUGGGAACGUCAUCCUUAGCUCCAAGCUCGUUAUGAUGUACUCCAAACACAACAAUCUCUCUUGUUCUCUAUCAGUCUUCCUCCACAUGCCCCAUCGAAACAUCUACUCAUGGAACAUCAUAAUCGGAGAAUUUUCUCGGUCGGGAGAUCCUGAGCAAGCCAUACGACUGUUUGUUCUAAUGCGGAACUCGGACGUUCAACCGGAUGUAUUCACUUUCCCUCUUGUUCUCAGGGCCUGCGCUAGCUCCGGGGCUAUCUGUUGGGGUGCGUCAGUACAUGGGUUGUGUGCGAGGAUGGGGAUGGAGAGGAACGUGUUUGUUGCUUCGGCAUUGGUUUUCUUUUAUGUUACGCUGGCGAGAAUUUUGGAAGCUAGAAGACUGUUUGAUGAAAUGCCUCAACGAGAUGCAGUGCUUUGGACAGCUAUGCUGGCUGGGUACGCACAGCAUGGGGAACCAAUGCUGGGUUUAGCCGUAUUUAGAGAAAUGGUCGGUGAAGGAAUUGGGCUUGAUGGGGUGGUCAUGGUCAGCUUACUUUUGAUCUGUGGACAGUUAGGGUUGUUGAGACAUGGAAAGAGUGUGCAUGGGUGGAUUAUAAGGAGGUGUUUGUGUUUGGGUUUGAGUUUGGGGAAUGCUCUUAUGGACAUGUACGUUAAAUCUGCAGUUCUUAGUUAUGCACACAGAAUUUUUCAUAAAAUGCCUGAAAGAGAUGUGAUUUCUUGGAGCUCGAUGAUCUUAGGGUAUGGGUUAAACGGAGGUGUCCAAAUUGCCUUCGAGCUUUUUGAUCGAAUGGUUAUGGAAGGAGUCAAGCCGAAUGACGUGACCUUUCUUGGGGUCUUGUCUGCAUGUGCACAUUCUGGGAUGGUGAGUAGAGCACGGACUUUUUUCAAUAUGAUGGAGGAUUACAAAGUCGUGCCUGAGCUGAAGCAUUACGCUUGCAUGGUUGAUUGUUUAGGGAGAGCAGGGCUUCUAGGAGAGGCGGAGAAGUUUAUAGAAAAUAUGCCAGUGGAGCCUGAUGAGGCUGUAAUGGGUGCUCUUUUGAGUGGGUGUCGAGUACACAACAACGUUGAGGUGGGGGAAAGAAUUGCAAAGAAACUAUUGAUGUUGAAGCCACAGAACGCUGGAUAUUAUGUCCUUCUGGCCAACAUAUAUGCAGCUGCAGGUAGGUUUGAUGAUGCGGAGCAGGUGAGGAGCUUUAUGAAACAAAGGAAUAUGACUAAGGUACCUGGAUGUAGCAUGACUGAAUCAGAUAGCUUUUUCCUCUUUCAUGAAUAAAGUUUUGGUUCAAAGAUGAUUAUAAGAAAGUCUUAUAAGAGAAAAAUGGAAAAGUCACAGAAGCAGUUUGUGGAACUACUGGCAAUUCUUCCAUGCAUGGUUCAUUGUUAUGCUUUGAAAUGAAAUUUGGUAGAAAGAGAGAGAAAAAUGAUUUGUAGUUUCUCCCUUUUUGCAUAUAAAGUGCAUGAGAUCCAUGGAAAAAACAGUUUUCUGGGGUUUGGUUGUAUAAAAUUUAUCAGGGUAGGAAAAUGGCAUCAUCUUUUUGGGUAAGUAAUCUUUCAUUACCAGUUGGGGUUCCAAAUUUAUGUAACUGAUUUAAUUUCUCUCAACACUUUAUGAUUUGUAAUGGCAGCUUUAUUAGUAAGAAAUACAAAAGAGGACGAGAA
This is a messenger RNA of Nelumbo nucifera (sacred lotus), 2309 nucleotides long. RefSeq names its product Pentatricopeptide repeat (PPR) superfamily protein. The record is from RefSeq and is a predicted model, not a curated record. NCBI's taxonomy places the organism in Eukaryota, Viridiplantae, Streptophyta, Magnoliopsida, Proteales, Nelumbonaceae. Gene Ontology annotation, molecular function: RNA binding; protein binding. Gene Ontology annotation, biological process: RNA modification.